This is a messenger RNA of Amoebophrya sp. A25, 2167 nucleotides long. NCBI's taxonomy places the organism in Eukaryota, Dinophyceae, Syndiniales, Amoebophryaceae. The record is from the annotation of a GenBank genome assembly.
CCCGAACAACCUGCUCGAAAAUAAUCAUGAUUAUCCAGGUUUUCAAUGAAUGUAUUGUUGUUUUUGUUGAGUCUAAUUCCUUCUUGUCGUUUUUGUUCUUGAUGGUAGAAACAAAUAGGACUAUAUGAAUAAAUGUGCAUCAUUAUAUUUAUAUAUAAGAAGAGUUGGAGUUCAUCGUCGUUGAGCUAUAGUUGAUGCUAUUUAGCACCAGCAGAUUGAUAGAAGAAAUUUUCUCCCUCUGCUGUCUUCAUCGUCCGUCGCGCGUGCAGUCAGAAGACCACGCAUAGUUUUUACACUUGAUUAUUUUAAACAUAUAUAAUUAAAUAGAUAAAAAUGGCUGAUCUGUAUCAGUGUGGUCAGAGUCCUGCGCAGGAACUGCAGCUCCGGCGCGAGAUCAAUGCUGCCAGCAUGCGCCCGCACGUUUCUCACCCGUGUGCGCGGGAUUUUCGAAUGAUUACGAGCGGCAUCGACGGCUGCAACAUGGUCGUACUGGAUACUUCCGCGAAAUAUCGUCCGAGUGCGGUGUCGACGGAAGCUCGGGAUCAUUUUGGCUACAACAUCGAGGACCCCGUUUGGCGCAUGCGCGUAGCGAGCGGCAACCAGUUGACCCAGGCGAUCCGCUAUGCCGGAAAGCCGGCGGGCAUCGGUGCCGACCGCGUGAACCACCAUAACCGAAAAUACGAACGCUUCGAGCACUUGGUGAACCUCCAAAAACAAAGAGGAUGCUACAGCAACGAGUAAGAACUGUUAGGCCGAAGCCUUGCAUUUUUCACCACUAUUUGUUUUUGUAGACUUGUAUCUCGACCUCCAUGACUACGAGGCACCAAAUUUGACUAAGUAUUCGUUAAUCCAUGAGAGGGGUUCUUGUAGUGUCCAAGAAGCUUUCAACAUCAAACAUCGCUGAAAAAUAGGGCGGAAUGGCGUCGGGUACGAUAUACGGAACUGGGACAAGGGAGAACCGUAGCCAACACAAGGCUCCCGGACGAACUAAGGCCUCGAGUAGAACGAAAAGUGCUUGAAGACGGUGAGCCGGCUUCCAUAGUCACUUCCAAAUACCGGGUUGUGGAAAGCAGGUGCUCAUAAACUAUGUUCAAUAAUUUUAUAUGUUGCAUCUAAUCUCAGUGAGUUCGUUGUGAACCGAUUGCUCAAAGGAUAGUAAUAGAAUUUUUUAUGCUUAAUAUCAAGAUGUCCUUCUUUACCUGAGCGACUAUGUUUCUGUUUUUUCAACAGGCAUCCGCAGUACAGUGGUCGCGGAGGCGAGCAGACCGCAAGGUCGUCUGGCCGAGGAGAUGUGCAGCCGAAACGUGUGCGCGCAAAAUCUGCGCACAGAUGAUCGCAGAAGAGCAAUGACAAAAGACAAUACCUGUGAAGUUACUCACUCAUUGUAGUAACUUACUAGAAGAGGCUGUUGAAAAUCUGAUGUCAUUACUUUGAUCGUAAUUGGUCAGUGGAUUGGGAUGAAUUUUGUUGUUCAGCGCGGGUGGGACCUUCACUCUCAGAAGAGAUUGAGGACUUCCCAGGGAUAUGCAACGUGUUUUCUUUACAAUAAUGGCCGCCAUGAUUGGAAUGUUGUCGACUCAUACACAUUGAUAAGCAUUGAGCAUACGCAAAAUUAGGUUACCAACAUGACAAGCGCAAUGUCACUAGGUAGUGAUUAUUGCUUGUCUCUCCUGCCUAGAACCCCUAGCGCAGGUUCAGCAAAAAAAACGUGACAUGUGAAUACCUAUGGAGAAGUACGUAAUAAAUACAACGAGCUUACUGCUUCGAUGACGGCAUAUUUAUUGUUUGAUUCUAUUCUUGUUCUUGAAGACGAAGCAGACGAAGUCGCAUCAUAUCCUGUAGACUUCGUCCAUUAUUUUGGACAUUUUAAGGUCCACCUGGAUACGAAGUACAGCAUACCCCACGAAUCAAUCUAAAAGAAAAGGUAAUGAGAAUAUCGAAAAUGUUGAUGAUGACGGAUAAUUACGGUGGAAUGUACACCAGGCAACCGUAAUCUUCGAUCGUAUUUUUGUCAUGUAGGCUGGCAUUGGUAGGGUUCUGUGUACGGCCCACGAUCACCGAUGAGACUAGCGAAAAAAAACAACUUUUAGAUGCUAUGUCGAGUCUGGACAAAUGCGAAUGUCGAAAUACAAAAAUGAAAAUUGAAGAAUUCACUCUUUGACGAAUC